UCAAUGUGCCUUCCAUCAUUGUAGCUUUUACAUUGUAUUUUUUAGGAAUAUGAUAUAUUUCGAUAAUUAAUUAUUAAUUAUUAAACGUUAAUUAUUAUACUUUCUAGGACAAAUUAGUCGAAAAUUUGAACUACGUUUAUGAUUAUCGUUCUCUGAUUUCUGAUUGGUUGGCGUACAUUGACACAAGCGAAUCAUAAUUUGAUUUUUUGAUCUUGCAUAUCAAUUGCAUGUAAUUUCUCGAACUUUUGCAUUUUAAUAAAAAACUUGUGAUAAAAAAUGCCAAGAUAUAUAUGUAUAUGUAUAUAUAUAUAUAUAUAUAAAUACAUGAUCAAUUAUAGUACAAAUGUUAUAUCUGAUGUUAAAUAAUCAGGCAAUGUGAACACGCUUUUAUCUAUAGAAAACUCUGAUAUUUAUUCAUUAUUUUCGUUUUUUUUUUUUUUUAAAUUCCCUAUCCUUCCCCUGAAUACUUUUGUUCACACAACAUUUGUCUAUAGCAUCGUUUAAAGUCAUAUUUUAUUUAUUUUUAAAUAUUUUAAAUCUUUGAUACUUGAUACAUCUUUACGAAAUAGAAUAUUAUAAAAUCAAAAAUGCAAAAAGUAAUUUCUUCCAUGUUUGUACAUGGCAGGAUACGUAAUAGUAUUUCAAUGAUGUUACGUGCACAAUUGACAACAUUGAAAUUAAAUAAGCAAGAACUUCCUAAACUACCAGUUCCAGAUUUAAAAAAAACUGCAGAAAGAUAUUUGAGAUCUGUAAAGCCAUUAUUGAAUGAAAAUGAAUAUUGUAAUACAAAAAGAAUUGUGGAGGAAUUUAUUUCUGAAAAUGGUCCUGGACCUUUGUUACAAUCAAAAUUAUUACAAAAAUAUGAUAAUACCGACAAUUGGAUCUUUUUAUGUCUACAGCUGGAAGAAUGGUGGAUAAAGUCUGCAUAUUUGAGUUAUAGAGCUCCUCUUGUCAUGCAUUCUAAUCCUGCUACCAUUGGUGCACCCUUAAAAUUUUGUCAUAAAGAAGAUAUCUAUACAAUCGCUGCACAUCUUAUUAAAGCGACUUGUGAUUAUAAUGAUAUGUUGAAAAGCGGUAAAAUAGAACAAGAAAUGAUUAAAAAUGAACCGUUAGAUAUGCAACAAUAUGGAAUGAUUCUUGGAACACAUCGUCGACCUGCUCCAGAAUGUGAUCAAUUAUUACACACCGAUGACGCGAAACAUAUUAUAAUAAUCAGUAAUAAUAAUUUUUUUAAACUUGACGUUAUUAAAAAUUCUUGUAUUUUAAAUGAAACUCAAAUUGCUGGUACAAUUAAAGAUAUUGUCAGUCGUUCCCAGACGAAAGGAAAGCCCGUAGGCAUUUUAACAGGAAAUGACAGGGAUACAUGGACAAAAUAUCACUGUAUACUUAGAGAACAAGGAAAUAAUGGAAAAAUAAUAAAAGAUAUUGAGGAAUCAAUGUUCAUAUUAUGUCUGGAUAAAGAAAUGCCUAAAGAAGCAUUUGAAAACAAAAAUAAUGCCUCUGUUAGAGCUCUACAAUCCUUAACUGGUUAUAGCAGUGAUUUAAAUGCAGGGAACAGGUGGCAUGAUAAGACUAUACAGUUCAUACUUUCUACUGAUGGUUUUUUCGGAUUGGAAAUGGAGCAUACUCCAUGCGAAGGUGUCCCUGUUGGUGUAUUAUACGAUCACGUUACAAAAUACAUCUUAUCAAAACUAAAUGAUGUAAAAUGUGACAAAUUUGAUAACUUCCCAAGGGCAGAAUGUUUAAAAUUUGAAACCAAUGAAGAAAUAGACUGUGCUAUUCAAAAUGCUACCUGUGUUGUAGAUAAUAUCUCACAAAACGCUAAUAUGGAUUGUUUUAUAUUUAAUGAAUUUGGAAGAAAUGAGAUAACAAAAUAUAAGCUAUCUCCUGAUAGCUUCAUUCAAAUUGCCAUGCAAGUUUCUUAUUAUAAACUUCACAAAAAGGUACCAUGUCAUUAUGAAAGUGCUGGAUUAAGAAGAUUUAGAAAGGCAAGAACAGAAUGUAUCAGAUCGACGAGCACUGAAUCUAUAUCAUUUGCAAAAGCCAUGAGUAAUGAUGGAUGUAUAGACGAAAAACAAUUGCAAAAAAUGAUGGUUAAAGCCAUAAAUAAGCAUAAAGAAAGUGCAUCCGAGGCUACAUUAGGACAAGGUAUCGAUAAGCACUUGUUUGGUUUAAAAAUGAUAGCUUCUACAGAAUCAAUGUGUCUUCCAGAAUUGUAUAAGGAUGUUGCAUAUAUUAAAAGUACAUACUAUAAUAUAACAUCGAGUCAAGUGCCUCAUAAAUCGUUGUCAUUUAUGUGCUAUGGUCCGGUUGUACCAGACGGUUAUGGUUGUUGUUAUAAUCCUCGAGAGAACGAUAUUCUUUUUGGCUGCUCUUCCUUCAAGUCUUCUAAAGAAACAGACGCAACAAGAUUUGCCAUCGCAUUAAAGGAAGCUUUGUGUCGAAUGAGAAAUUUAUGUAAUGUUUAAUUGAUUAUAUGAAUAUAUAAUAAAUUCGCUCUCCUCCCCCUCCCUCUCCCCCUCCUUCUCUCCACAUAAUGACUAUAUAUCUAGAGAAAAAAGAAGAAAGGAAAGAAAAGGUUUUUCGGGUGACUUAUUGAACUGACAUAAAACUUUUAUCUUUCUAUAAUUUUUCCAUAUAUUUUUUUUAUUUUUAAUAAUAGACAUAUAACGUAAAAAUUUGAUUGUAGAAUCAAGUAACAACUAGUUGACUAUCCUUAAUACUCUCAUGAUAUAUAUAUAUAUACCUGUUAUAUUGGGUUGGAAGCUAAGUGAUUGCGGAUUUUGUUGAUAGAUGGACUUUACACUUUUCACAAUCACUUAGUUGCCAACCCAAUAGUGUUAUAAAGUAAUACGUAUGAUAUAAAAAAAAUUGUCUAUCUGUAGAGAAAAUUGAAAAAAUUUGUAUACAUACUUUCGUCUGUUCGACCGAACGGAUUUGAAAAAGAAUGUAACGUAAACGUACAACGUACGACCGGUAGAAAAAUGAAUUAUCCGAAUAGAUUUGUCUUUCUAUUUAUUCCGGUAUGAAAAGGUACAAUUUUUCAUGAAAUAAAAGAAUUUGUGAUGUCAAUGUAA
Messenger RNA from Vespa crabro (European hornet), 3077 nucleotides. Its product is annotated as carnitine O-acetyltransferase-like. Gene Ontology annotation, cellular component: peroxisome. Lineage: Eukaryota; Metazoa; Arthropoda; Insecta; Hymenoptera; Vespidae. Gene Ontology annotation, molecular function: carnitine O-acetyltransferase activity. The transcript has 12 exons. Bases 588 to 2468 code for a protein of 626 amino acids. Gene Ontology annotation, biological process: carnitine metabolic process, CoA-linked. The record is from RefSeq and is a predicted model, not a curated record.